AUGGCUACCGAACCUGAUUGUCCUGCCGCUGGGCCAAACCCUGUGGUACCGACUCCAAGCAUCGCAGCAAGCAAGCCGUCGCAUCGCUAUCAACAUUUCAUUCCUCAAUUCCUCCUCAAGAACUUUGCCCACAAAUAUGUCGCUCCCGACUCCCUUGACUCGACCAAGGCCAAGAAGCGGAAUCCCAACACUGGCAUGUAUUCUGGAGAGCCAGCGGUUAAUACCCUCCACCUCUCUGGCGAUUUCUCCCUGGAAGAGUGUGCGGUACGACGUACUUGCGGCAUGGAGGAUAUGUACGAGGACACCGACAACUUGCUGAAAGACCACGGCCAUCUCGAGAAGAAGUUUGCCGCCAUAGAAAGCACGGCGAGCUUCAUCUAUCGCAAGAUUGUCAAGGCGUAUAAAAAUGGCAAAGACAACAUAUGUCUGACACGAAAAGAAAACGACUUCUUACGCAAAUUCAUAUUCCUGCUUACCUUGCGUAGUGUGCAAUACCACCGAAAAUACAACAUCAACAGCGUACAUGAUUACGACGGGGAUGAUAAGGUGUGGUUGCAGGAAUACAUGGAAUCGUACGGGUUUACAAAGCCCCUUGAUGUCUGGCUUCAGAGCUUGGAGGUGCUUAUUGAUUUGGAGAUUGAUCCCGAUGGAAUCUGGGUCGACUUCGUCAAAGAGGCCAUCUACUUCCCUAUUGCCGACAACUUUAUCGACCAUAUGAAAAAGAUGUACAUGACUAUCUGCACGCCGGACGAACAUGUCGAGGAGUUUAUCCUUACAGACAACUGCUGCAACGUAACCGAAGGGACGAUCCCAACUUACCUCAUGGAGAAUAUGAUCAGUCACCUGGACCUGGCUCCUUGUUUUCACAGAUUUGCCCCCGUUUCGCCAAAGCUCAUGAUAGUCUUGCGGUACAACCAUUUGCCUGAACAAUUUUGCGUUGCGGAUCCAGUUGCUACAGUGCAGCGACAAACCCAGCAGCAGACUGGCUCUGGUGACGGAACUAAAUCCAUGCUGGAGGGCCUCCCUAUCCGAAAAGCAAAGAUUACACCAAUGGAAGAGGUCAAUGGACAACUGGUGCCAAGAAUUGGAACGAACCAGAAAUUGUACGAAUGUGACAAUUUCUACUUCACAAUCUUUAAAAUACCUGCCCAACACGUCCGAAUAAUCAAUCGUCUUUUGAUUGAUCUCGCGUUCCAUGGCUCGAGAAUCAUCUUUUUCAGAAAGAAAGCCUUCAUGGAUUUGAUUACGUGGUUUUUAUCACAACCAUGCAUAGUAGGAAAGAGAUUGACAGAAAAACAUGGCGCCCAACAGUUGGGCUACAUCAGGGGCUUGCUCCAAUUUAUGAGGCGCGAGGGAAGAGAUGUUACUUUCAAAUGGACAUUUGGGCCAAAUGAAUGUGGCGACCUUGACCAAGUACACAUUCGUAACGUUGCUUUCACCAAGUAUUUGGAAGAUACGAAUCGUGGAAAAGAUGGUAGUGGUUUGGAUCAUGAAACACUUUAUCAGAAACUAGGUGGAGUAACCGAGAACUUCAAUAGCGAUAUGGCAGCGGCUACUAUCAUGUUUGAGACCUGGACCAUGAGUGUCGAUUUGAAUUACGGUUCGCCUGACUACCAAUCUACUUGCCGGGAGAAGCUCGAGCGACUCCUAGCAGGCCAUCAAGGACAGUCUAAUACUCGGUUUUGGCUUUUCCUGAAGAAAAUGCGACUUGGUCAAGUAGUGGCGACCAAAGCCUUCCACUCAGUACCGGGCUUUGCUUUGCUUGUCAAACCAGAGUGCAAAGGAUCGGAGGACAUGCUAGCCUACGCACACUCGACCGUACCCGAUAAAGAGCUCAAUGUGGCCAUGUACAAGGCUUUCAACGAGAGCAUAGUUGAGAUCAGAGGUGCUGGGUGCGGCCUGGAAACAAUGGGGCAAUUUUCACUUUUUGGAAAUAAGAAAUGGAGAAAUUCGAAACCUGCUGGCCGAGAUGAGCCUCGCGUUGAUAAGAAAAAGAAAGAGAUGAAAGACAAGAAGAUGGUUUGUCCUGCGUUGUCUGAUGACACGAACGGGAAAGCAUCAACGGAAUCCGCCUGCGAGGAGAAACAGCUUGACUCGAAAGAGAACAGUGAUGGUGACAAGAAAGCAAUUUGUUCUUUGCAGCCUGAAAGCACCAACGAGACAGCAUCAGUCGAAUCUGCCUGCGAGAAAGAACAACUUGACGCAAAGGAGAAGAGCAAUGAUGACAAGAAAGCAACCGGCUCUUCGCAACCCGAAAACACCAACGAGAAAGCAUCUACAGAGUUCGUCUGCAAGAAUAAAGAGCUUGAUGCGAAGGAGAAAAGUGAUGAUGACAAGAAAGCGAUUCGUUCGUCGCAACCUGAAGACGGAAAGAAAGGACCCCCAGCGAGCAUUGAGGAACCAACUAAAACUAGCGAUGAUGACAAGACGAAAGGCAAAGUUUGUGCAAGUAACACGGUCUGUACUGAGGGCAAGCCAACCUCUUCUUCGCCGGACGAGAGCACGAAGAAGGAAGAACAAACGGACACGGACCCCACAGAACAACAACUUCAACCAAUCCAUGGGGUCCAGAAGACAGAAGAUGAACCUGUCCUACAGAAAAGUCCGACCAAAGCCGUGGCCCGCAAUAAAAAGGCAUUGAAUACUCUUAUCGACAAUAAGAAAAUGUGGUAUGUUUGGGCGACCACUGUCUCUUGCCUGCUAGGCUCGCUGGGUCUCUUUGUCCUUGGAGCUCUCGGCUGUCUUCUCUCGCCAAUUCUUCGCGUUUUAAGCUAUGCUGUCUCGCGAUUCCUUGACCACUUUGUCCUGCUGUUGGACAAUAUGGCAGUGGCGUCGAAUAAUCUCCGGUUUGCUUUGUUUCCCUUGGCAAAAUAUUUGCUUCACAUGACAAUGAUUUUGAUUGUGAUUGUUUUGGGCCUUACCAUGGCCAAGAAAUCGUUUAGAAAGUAA
Trichoderma aggressivum f. europaeum is the source of this 2949-nucleotide messenger RNA. RefSeq lists its product as uncharacterized. The transcript has 3 exons. The record is from RefSeq and is a predicted model, not a curated record. Bases 1 to 2949 code for a protein of 982 amino acids. NCBI's taxonomy places the organism in Eukaryota, Fungi, Ascomycota, Sordariomycetes, Hypocreales, Hypocreaceae.